Molecule: messenger RNA, 458 nt
Organism: Staurois parvus
Lineage: Eukaryota; Metazoa; Chordata; Amphibia; Anura; Ranidae
Source: the annotation of a GenBank genome assembly
ACUCUGUGCCCGCUGUCGUGCCAGUUGACUCUGUGCCCGCUGUCGUGCCAGUUGACUCUGUGCCCGCUGUCGUGCCAGUUGACUCUGUGCCCGCUGUCGUGCCAGUUGACUCUGUGCCCGCUGUCGUGCCAGUUGACUCUGUGCCCGCUGUCGUGCCAGUUGACUCUGUGCCCGCUGUCGUGCCAGUUGACUCUGUGCCCCGCUGUCGUGCCAGUUGACUCGGUGCCAGUUGACUCGCUUGGUGACUCGGUGCCCGCUGACUUGCCAGAUGGCUCGGUGCCCGCUAACAUGCCCGGGUGACUCGGUGCCCGCUGACUUGCCAGAUGGCUCGGUGCCCGCUGACUUGCCAGGUGACUCUGCCCGCGGUUCUGCUAGAUGGCUUGGUGCCCGCUGACGUGCCCUGCUGUCGUGCCAGAUGACUCGGUGCCCGCUGACGUGCCUCUGCCCGUUGCACAGCC